AUGGCGGCCGAGGGGGGCGGAGGAGGAGGCGGCGGCGGAGCCGGGGAGGGGUUCGAGGAGCGGGUGAAGCGCCUCUUCGGGUCGCGUCUCUUCGGCGACGUACCGAGCUCCUCCUUCCCCGCAGCUUCCUGGUCCGUCGCCGCCGGAGAUGUUGAGCGCCAGCUCUGGGCGCGCCCGUCGGAGGCCCGCGACGAGGAGGAGGAGCGCGCCGCGGCCGAGCGCGCCGACACGCCGUGCUCGUCCGCGUUCUACGAUGCCAACGGGUGCCUCCGCGGCCGGAGGCGGCGGUCCAAGCAGGACUUUGAGGACGACCCCGAAGAUGAUGACGAGGAUGAGGAGGAUGUGAGGGGCGAGGACCAUAGAAAGGAGGAGCAGGACGAGGAAGAGGAGGUUAGGGUUUCGAUCGGCCUCGACCCGACUCUGGAUCGGGAGGAAGAGGAGGACAAAUAUGAUAGAGCGGCAUUUGGUAAAGAAGAUGCUGCAGAACGUGUGUACAUGAGUGAAAUCAUGGAUGAGGGCAUUAAUAUGAGCAUCAAUACUGUAGUGCCUGACCUCCUUGAUGAUACCACUGAUGAGAUCUGCGGUUUAUCUAAGGAUCCUCGGGCAGAUCUUGAUGCAGCAUCUGCAAGGCUCAGAGAAGACAAUGGUUCAGUUAAAAUUGGCCUUCGUUCUCCAACUCAAACCAAGGAGUGUGCAACUGCUGGAAUGCAAGCAACGAGAGCUCAGGAUAUCGGUGUGAAACCUAUACUGAAGAGGAAGGAGGAGCAAGCCGAUUCAAAACCAAGGAAACGUGUGAGGUUUAAUGCCGAUGUUAAAGAACAACCAGUGGAGCUUCUUGAACAUGAUGAAGAUUCUCCCAUGGUUCCUCAGUCCAUGGAUGUGGUCACAACAAAGGGCAACUCGGGCAACUCCUCCACGCCAUCUGGGGUUCCUGACUAUGUUAGGAACCCUUCAAAGUACACAUGUUACACUCUGGAGACACCAGAGAGUACCGACGAAUCUAACAGGAGAGCUCUUGCAGACUUGCACAAUCUGUUAGGCAGAUCAGAUCCCAACAAGAUGCAGCCUGAGACACCUGCUGAGAUUCCUAGUUCAGUCACAUUCAUCCCUAGGAAGAAGUCAGUUGAUGCCAUGGUGGUGGAUGAGGGCCCCAGAUUUAGUAGUGCAAACCCAUCUCUCAUUAGUGCAGCAGCAGCAGUAGCCUCUGAUGGAACUGACCAAUGUGAGAUGGAUGAAGAUGACCCUAAAGCAUCACCACCACCACCACCACCACUGAUGCAGACCAACUCUAAGAUGAACUCCCGGCGUUACAGUUUCGUGACAAACAUAGUGUUUUACUGUGCAUUCAAGAAUCAACUUGGAGAGAAACAGAACAUCCAUGCAGUCCACAAUUAA
This is a messenger RNA of Triticum turgidum subsp. durum (durum wheat), 1395 nucleotides long. Lineage: Eukaryota; Viridiplantae; Streptophyta; Magnoliopsida; Poales; Poaceae. The record is from the annotation of a GenBank genome assembly.